Molecule: messenger RNA, 3887 nt
Organism: Colius striatus (speckled mousebird)
Lineage: Eukaryota; Metazoa; Chordata; Aves; Coliiformes; Coliidae
Gene: APLP2
Product: amyloid beta precursor like protein 2
Exons: 18
Coding region: 67-2355 (762 amino acids)
Biological process (GO): central nervous system development; axonogenesis
Cellular component (GO): membrane
Molecular function (GO): transition metal ion binding; heparin binding; serine-type endopeptidase inhibitor activity
Source: RefSeq, a predicted model, not a curated record
GCGAGGCGGCUCCCGGUGCCGUGCUGAGGGGGCGCUGAGGCCGCAGUAGCGUUGGGGCGGCGGCGGAUGACGGCGGCGGCGGCGGCAGCGAUGGAGUCCGGGCUGCGCUUUCCCCUCCUGCUUCUCCUGGGGCUCGCCGGCCCCGCGGCCACCUUCGCCGGCUACAUCGAGGCACUUGCAGCUAAUGCUGGGACAGGGUUUGCUGUGGCAGAGCCUCAAAUUGCCAUGUUCUGUGGGAAGCUAAAUAUGCAUGUGAAUAUCCAGACUGGGAAAUGGGAACCUGACACUUCAGGCACCAAGAGCUGUUUUGGAAGAAAGGAAGAGAUUCUGCAGUACUGCCAGGAGAUGUAUCCAGACCUUCAGAUUACGAAUGUGGUGGAAGCCAACCAAGCUGUCAGCAUCGACAGCUGGUGCAAGAGAGGGAAGAAGCAGUGCAAGGACCACACGCAUAUUGUCGUGCCCUACAAGUGCCUGGUGGGUGAGUUUGUCAGUGACGUUCUCCUGGUUCCAGAGAAGUGCAGGUUCUUCCACAAGGAACGGAUGGAUGUGUGUGAAAGCCAUCAGCACUGGCACACUGUGGCAAAAGAGGCCUGCCUGACAGAAGCAAUGAUCUUGCACAGCUAUGGCAUGCUGCUGCCCUGUGGAGUAGACAAGUUCCAUGGAACAGAAUAUGUGUGUUGUCCUCAGACAAAAGUUGUGGAUAAGGCUCUGUCCAAAGAGGAGGAGGAUGAAGAUGAGGAUGAAGACUAUGACCUUUAUAAAAGUGAGUUCCCCACAGAGGCAGGUGUCGAAGAAUUCACAGGAACAGCAGUGGAGGAAGAUGAGGAUGAAGAUGAUGAAGGGGAAGAGGAGGAGGAGGAUGUGGUAGAAGACCGCGACUACUAUUACGAUAGCUACAAGGUUGAUGAUUACAACGAAGAGACCCCCACAGAGCCGAGCAACGACAAGGCUGCUGCUGAAAAAGAAGUCAGCAGUGACAUGAAAUCUGUCUGCUCCCAGGAGGCCAUGACAGGGCCCUGCCGGGCUGUGAUGCCUCGUUGGUACUUCGACCCUAACAAGAGAAAAUGCGUUCGCUUUAUAUAUGGAGGCUGCGGAGGCAACAGGAACAAUUUUGAGUCAGAGGAGUAUUGUAUGGCUGUGUGUAAAAAGAUGAUGCCAACUGAUGAUGUGGAUGUCUACUUUGAAACCCCUGCUGAUGACAAUGAGCACGCCCGCUUCCAGAAGGCGAAGGAGCAGCUGGAGGUCAGACACCACAACCGCAUGGACCGGGUGAAAAAGGAAUGGGAGGAAGCAGAACAUCAGGCUGUAAAUCUUCCCAAGGCAGAAAGGCAGACUCUCAUUCAGCAUUUCCAGGCAAUGGUGAAAUCUCUGGAGAAAGAGGCAGCAAGUGAGAAGCAGCAGCUGGUGGAAACUCACCUGGCUCGUGUGGAAGCCAUGUUGAACGAUCGCCGUCGGAUUGCUCUGGAGAACUACCUGGCUGCCCUGCAGGCUGUCCCACCACGGCCCCACCGCAUCCUGCAGGCUCUGAAGCGCUACGUCCGCGCUGAGAACAAGGACCGUCUGCACACCAUCCGCCACUACCAGCACGUCCUGGCAGUUGACCCAGAAAAGGCUGCACAGAUGAAAUCUCAGGUGAUGACACAUCUCCAUGUGAUUGAGGAGCGGAUGAAUCAAAGCUUGUCUCUGCUCUACAAGGUGCCAUAUGUGGCUGAAGAAAUCCAGGAUGAGAUUGAUGAGCUGCUUCAGGAGCAACGUGCAGACAUGGAUCAGUUCACAUCCUCCAUUUCUGAAUCCCAGGUGGAUGUCAGAGUGAGCUCUGAGGAGAGUGAAGAAAUUCCCCUGGAGCACAAACCUUUCCGUCCCUUCCAGGUGAAAACCUUCCCGGCCUUGCCUGAAACCGAAGAUCCUCAGCCGGAUUUGUACCACCCAAUGAAAAAAGGUUCUGGCAUGACUGAGCUGGAUGGGCUGAUUGGUGCUGAAGAAAAAGUGAUUAACAGCAAGAACAAAGUGGAUGAAAACGUGGUCAUUGAUGAAACCCUGGACGUGAAGGAGAUGAUUUUCAAUGCAGAGCGUGUCGGUGGGCUGGUGGAUGAGCCGGAUAACGACAGCUCCCUCCGUGAUGACUUCAGCUUCAGCAGCAGUGCCCUCAUUGGUCUGCUGGUGAUUGCCGUUGCCAUAGCUACCGUCAUAGUCAUCAGCUUGGUGAUGCUGAGGAAGAGGCAGUAUGGGACCAUCAGCCAUGGUAUUGUGGAGGUCGACCCGAUGCUUACCCCAGAAGAGCGGCAUCUGAGCAAGAUGCAAAACCAUGGCUAUGAGAACCCCACUUACAAAUACCUGGAGCAGAUGCAGAUAUAAAAGAGAUGAAGAUAACAACAACCCUGCCCAGGAAAGGAUCAGGGUGGAGGGCCAAAGGGGUCCAGCUUUUUGGAUCAACUACUGACCAACAGUUGCUUUGAGAGGGACUUCAUCUUACAUUCAGAACUCCUGGAUCAUUAAGACUAUAAUUACUACUGUAGAGUUGCAAUUUCCAUUCUUUUAAAUGGGUGAAGAAAUGAUAAUAUAACAAUAUGAUAUAUAAAUCUCCUUCAAUGGGAAAAAAAACCACACCAGGUGGAUGUAGUUUUCCUUUGUUUUUUAAAGAAUCUGAACAAAAGAACCCCUGCCAGUUCUGUUGUGCUGUUGUCUGAUACAAGCUCUGUUAGAUAGAAACAUGGCAAGUGUUGGGUUUUGUUUCUGAUAGCCCACCUGUAUGUUCAGGGUCACUUGUACCAGCCCACCAUGUCAAAAAAGGAAACAGCUCUUCAGUGGCUCUUCAGUCAUCUGGGGUUUUAUUUGGCUUUUAUAUAUAAAGCAGUAUUCCUUUUUGGGUUUGUUCCUUUGCUGAAAGAGGAGGGAGUUUGGGAGUCACAAAGAGAUGAAGUCAGGGAUAGGGACUGUGCCAGCAGAAGGAAGCAGUUGGGAAGGGGAACUCACAAAAAUCAUCACAAGAGAGGGGAAAAAAACCCAGAGAAAAAACAAAACCAACCCUCCCCAAACCACCCCCCCCUCAUCCUCCUCAUCUGCCCCAUGGUUUGCACCCUGCUGCUUAGCAGCUUGGGCUCGAGGAAUCCACACUCACCAAGGAGGUGAAGAGACUUGCUAGCAUCUCUGUUUCUAGGUAUUCUAGUGGAAUGUUAGGACAUGGUUUGUGCAUACUGGGGUCUGCACAUUCACCUCCCCACCCCUCCCUUCCAGAGUCAGUUCUGCUCUAGAGUUGGGAAGUUCCUGGUUGUUGAGUUUAAAUCCUGAAUCAGUUUCCUACAGUACUCACCUGGCAUUAACACCCCCACCCCCCUUCUUGCUACUGCUAAUUCCCCCCAGCUCUCCUGCCUCACCAACCUGGUAAGUAGUUAAAGAGAAGCAGAGUUUUGGAGCCUUUGCAUCUCUAUUUAUGAUGUGGUGAGGAGGGUUGGAUGUGUGUACCCAGAAAUGACAAAUCACUGCAAUAAUCAGGACCUUGGCAGCUGAGGAAUGGUGGGGGGAGGUUCCCUUGAGCUUGGGGAAGGGAAGAGAGGAAGAGACAAGUUGGGGCAAAGGAUAUACUGCCUGCUCUGAGGGAAAUUGGAUGCAUGGGCCCCAAGGAGGAGGAGAGAAGGGGCAUUGUUCUGCUCACCAUCAUGUCUUUGUAACGCUUGUAUAGUUGGUGUUCAUGCUCACGGCUAUUUUGAAGUUGGAGGUUCUGGUAACCUGUGGUGUAUUUUUUCUAUUUCUCCUGUGACUUUUCUUUUCUCCCUGCCCCACCCUCUCCAUGUCUCUUCCCACUAUGCACAGAUUGACCUGCAAACUCCUUAGUGUGGUCUGUGGGGAAUGUACAAAGUUUAAACACAUCAAUAAACACUUUAACUUCC